Messenger RNA from Didymodactylos carnosus, 1899 nucleotides. Lineage: Eukaryota; Metazoa; Rotifera; Eurotatoria; Philodinida; Philodinidae. The record is from the annotation of a GenBank genome assembly.
AUGAUUGAUACAGGCGCUACUAACACAUUAAUUACUGAAAAGGCAUUAUUAUCGACCCAUCAUAAGGAAUUCACUAGCAAAUAUCCUUGGAAAUUAUAUCAGGCAGAUGGACAAACACCAUUAGAGGUCGUUGGAGUCGUUCAGUUACAAAUUCAAAUUAAAUCUACAAACACAAAUAUAUCGGCUUACGUUGUUAAACACCUUUGUACACCAUGUCUUCUUGGAACUAAGUAUAUCAACAAAUACAAAUUCAAAAUUGAUGCCGGAGCACAAACCAUCACAAUAAUUAAUAACAAAGAUGAGAUCACUACCAACAUUAUCAAACAUUCACAUUCAAUUCGCCUUCCCGUUCGUCUAAUCAAUCCUGUAAUAGUACCACCAUACGAAAACAGAAACGUCUUAGUAUCUACAGACAUUUCAACCGCAACAACGAUAUUUCAGCCGUCUUUUAAAUUAAUACAACGUACUCCGAUUCUUUUAUCGAAUAACUUUUUAAACGUACGCAAUUAUCGUACUUACAUUCUAAUACAAAAUCCUUCUUCUUUUCCACAAUAUCUAUCAAAAAAUUUAUUUGUCGGCACAAUUCAGUUACCACAAUUUUCUGAUACACUCUGUGCUUCAUCGUCAAUGGAAAGAAAUAACGACCCUAAUUCGGUGGCUGAAACUAACAUUCAUAACCUUUUAAUUCAUCUCACUGACGAAUCCCAAAAACAUGAAUUAAAAGAAACUUUUGAUCGUUAUCGAAAUAUAUUUGAUACAUUGACACCUGAUGUGGCCAAUAGUACCAUUUGUCAUGCUAUCAAUACAAUAAAUCAUCCGCCUCCUUCUUCAAAACCAUACCCUUUAUCUUACAAAAAGAAAGAAGCAUUAUUCAAUAUUGUACAAUCCUUAAUCCAAUCUGGUCAUCUUCGUGAAUCUCAUUCGUCGUAUUCCGAACCGGCAAUCCUAGUGGACAAAAAAGAUAACACGUACCGCUUAGUAAUUGACUAUAAAAAGCUCAAUUCAAUAACAAUAAAAGAUGAGUUUCCCCUUCCUAAUAUGGAGGAAACCCUCCAGGAAGUGGGAAGCGGAUAUAAUUAUUUUUCUAAACUGGAUUUGAAAUCUGGCUUUCAGCAACUACCUAUUGAUGAGAAAGAUCGUCAUAAGACAGCUUUCAGGACACCAUUUGGACUUUAUGAAUGGAACGUUUUGGCUCAAGGGCUUAAAAAUGCUCCGCCAACAUUUCAACGGGUGUUAUCAAAAUUAUUAGAAGAUUGUCGACAGUUUUGUCUCGUCUAUUUAGAUGAUAUAAUAAUUUUCUCUAAAUCUUUCGAGGAACACCGUAUACACUUAGAUCAAGUACUUUCUCGUCUACAUCGUGCUAACUUCCAACUUAAUCCACUAAAAUGUGCGAUCGCAAUAGAUUAUCUUGGUCAUCGUGUAACUCACACUGGCAUUUCGCCAUUACCAGAAAAAAUUGCGUCCAUUCUCUUGUUGAAAGAACGCAAGACGUUGAAAGAAGCUAAUAAAUUUCUGGGAGCGUUAUCCUGGUAUCGCAAGUUCAUUCCACGAUUUGCCACUACGGCUGCUCCAGUACACGCCGUUACAAAUUUGCCCAAAAAUUUGAGAUAUAAAUUCAAAUGGUCCAUAGAGCAGUCCGAUGCGUUUCAUGAAUUAAAGAAAUUAUUAACUGAAGCUCCACUCUUUCUUCAUUUUCCAAUUGAUAAUAAUCAUGUGAUCUUAUCUACCGAUGCUGCGAAAAAUGGCAUUAGUAGUGUACUUCACCAGGACGUCGAUGGUCAAAUACACAAUUUGUACUAUCAUAGUCAACUGAUAAGCAAUAUCCAGCAACGGUACGAUACGGGCGCAAAAGAAGCCCUUGCCAUUGCUUUAUCAUUUAAACGAAUGCAUCAGUUUUGA